AUGGGGAAGGGAACAGGGAGUUUUGGUAAGAGGAGGAACAAGACCCACACCCUCUGCGUGAGGUGUGGACGUCGCAGCUUCCACUUGCAGAAGAGUCGCUGCUCGGCUUGUGCCUUUCCUGCUGCUCGCAAGAGGAAGUACAACUGGAGUGUUAAGGCCAUCCGAAGGAAGACCACUGGAACUGGAAGGAUGAGGUAUCUGCGCAAUGUUCCUCGCAGAUUCAAGAGUGGCUUCAGAGAAGGUACUGAAGCUGCACCAAGGAAGAAGGGAGCAGCAGCAACUGCUUAA
Messenger RNA from Prunus armeniaca (apricot), 288 nucleotides. The record is from the annotation of a GenBank genome assembly. Lineage: Eukaryota; Viridiplantae; Streptophyta; Magnoliopsida; Rosales; Rosaceae.